CUCAGUUUAUUUGUUAUAUAACACCUUCUCCACCACUAGUGGUUCCCACCAACUUUAUUCCAACCGUUUUUUUGUUACCAUUUCAUAUCUAGGCCCACAUUCACAUUCGUGCUACUGUUCUCUAAUCUUUAAUUGCUCUAUUCCAUACAAUAUUGCAUUACCAAGGGAUAUAGGAAGCAAAAACUGUCCUCUAAAUUUGACAUGUCUGCUGCUGUAGGAGCUGUGUCUACAACCAAAGAUGUUUCCUUCAAUGCUCAUUUGGAGGAAGAGCACAAAAACAAAGGAACCAACAAGGUUGGUGUCAACUAUGAUGAAGCUGAGGAAAUUGUGCCAGAUGAAGAUGAAGAGGAAGAACCCAAGUUGGAAUUGGAUCUUGGCCCUCAGUUUUCUCUUAAGGAACAACUUGAGAAAGAUAAAGAUGAUGAAAGCUUGAGGAAAUGGAAAGAACAGCUUCUAGGAAAUGUUGAUGUGUCUGCUGUUGGAGAGAAAAUAGAGCCAGAAGUGAAGAUAGUGAGCCUCACCAUUAUAUGCCAAGGAAGGCCUGACCUAAUCUUGCCAAUUCCAUUCACUGCUGAUUCCAAAAAGAGCAUGUUCACCCUCAAGGAAGGAAGCCAAUACAGGCUAAAAUUCUCCUUCACUGUCUCCAACAACAUAGUUUCUGGCCUCAGAUACACCAAUGUUGUUUGGAAAACUGGAGUUAGAGUGGAGAACACCAAGAAAAUGUUGGGAACUUAUAGCCCACAGCAGGAACCAUAUACAUAUGAAUUGGAAGAAGAAAUUACCCCUUCAGGCUUGUUUGCUAGAGGAACCUAUUCAGCAAGAACCAAGUUUGUAGAUGAUGAUCGCAAAUGCUACUUGGAUGCUAGUUAUAGGUUUGAGAUUCAGAAGAAUUGGCCUACACCUCACUGAGACAGAUUGAAAGUCAAGUUUAUGUUUGUUUAUUAAACUAAGUUAGUGGAGUAGUGCACAUGCAUGCUAAAUGAUAGUGCAAAUCUUUCUUCCCCUUCUAUUAUAUGGUUCCUUUUUUGUAUUGUAAUGAACUAAAUUUUACAUAAAGGAAAUGCUCGUGACAAUCGCACUCAUUCCACCUA
Medicago truncatula (barrel medic) is the source of this 1091-nucleotide messenger RNA. Its product is annotated as rho GDP-dissociation inhibitor 1. The coding region runs from base 202 to 909 and encodes 235 amino acids. The transcript has 5 exons. Lineage: Eukaryota; Viridiplantae; Streptophyta; Magnoliopsida; Fabales; Fabaceae. Gene Ontology annotation, cellular component: membrane; cytosol; cytoplasm. Gene Ontology annotation, molecular function: Rho GDP-dissociation inhibitor activity; protein binding. The record is from RefSeq and is a predicted model, not a curated record. Gene Ontology annotation, biological process: Rho protein signal transduction.